Messenger RNA from Zeugodacus cucurbitae (melon fly), 2169 nucleotides. RefSeq names its product putative glycerophosphocholine phosphodiesterase GPCPD1 homolog 2. NCBI's taxonomy places the organism in Eukaryota, Metazoa, Arthropoda, Insecta, Diptera, Tephritidae. Bases 6 to 2027 code for a protein of 673 amino acids. The record is from RefSeq and is a predicted model, not a curated record. Gene Ontology annotation, molecular function: glycerophosphocholine phosphodiesterase activity; starch binding. Gene Ontology annotation, biological process: glycerophospholipid catabolic process. The transcript has a single exon.
AGCAUAUGUGCACCCUAACAAAUAAGACAACCAUUAUGUCAAAAAAUUUUCAUUACAAAAUAAAAUUUUAUAAAAAUUACAUAAAUUGUAAGAAUAAAUGUUUAAAUUUCUGUGUAUCUGUUAAUAAUAGUAAACGUAACAGUUUGGUUAAUUUAAAAGAUUUUCAAAGUGGUAAGACCAUGACGGAAGACAUAGCGAUAGUGCACUUUAAAGUGAAUUUGACGGGCACACGCAUUGCACCCUACGAAGUAGUCGGCGUGAUGGGCAAUCAAGAGGCGCUCGGCGAGUGGAAUGUACAAUUGGCGCCGCGUUUAAAACGCUCCGCGAAUGACUAUAGCGAGUGGACGGCCGUUGUGGAGCUUUCGCUGCAUAAAUUCCUGCGUUAUCGUUACUUCAUCGCCGCGGUGGACAAAGCCACACAGAUUGUGCAGGCACGCCGCUGGGAGAUACAAGAGCGUGCGCGCGAAGUCAAACUGAUGUCUAAGAAAGUAGAAUGUGUUGAUCGGUUCGGUUGUAUUUGUCCGAAUAAAUUGAAAGUGCGCAAAGCUUGGCUCAACACCGGACACGUAGUGCUCUUCAAGUUGUUCUUCAAUGCCUUGGAUUUUAAAGAGAAUUUACCGAUCGUGCCGGAAGAGGAAAUACGACUCAAGCUCGAGCCUGUUAAUCCGGAACUAAUGCUACCCAUAUUACCGUCGGCGCGUGCAUAUGCGCAAUACUCGAAUAUGCUAUAUGGUGGUAGUCAAAUGAAGGAACAACCCGACUUGGGUGUCGUCUACAAUAAUAAUACGUUGAUGUUUCAAGUGCUGAUGGUGGACAAAGCGAUGGUCGGCUAUUUGCUAAAGUUGAAUUUAUCCAACGAAUCAACGGGUUGCGUACAGUUUCUGGGACAAAUGUAUAUACCACCCGAUGCCUUGGACACCAGCGAGGGCAUAUUGACAGUUAGUUUUGCCAGUAUCACUAAUGGCAUGGAAGUUGCGCGUUUGAAAAUGAAGUAUUUAGUUAUAAAUGCCAUGCCGGAUUGGCAGGUGAAGUUGAACACCACAUUCCUGCAGUAUUGGCCACGUCGUUGGAAGGGUCUUGAUAUAGGACAUCGUGGCAGCGGACGUAGUUUCAUUGCCGACAAUCCAGCGCCCAUAUUUGAGAAUACGUUGAACUCAAUGCAGUCGGCUUACAAGGCUGGCGCUGAUAUGGUCGAGUUCGAUGUGAUGCUAACUAGAGAUUUGGUGCCCAUCAUCAAUCAUGACUUCGAGCUGAUGAUUUGUUUAAAUGCCGGUAAACCGCUUACCAAAUCAAAUCUAUGCAUGAAAUCCGUCAAAGAUUUCACUUACGACGAACUGCAGCAUUUGAUUACUUAUCGGGUUAUAAACGAACGCAUCGUAGAAUAUCCAGCGCCGUGUAGUGUUAGCAAUCCGGAUGAGCGACUUUUCCCCACCUUGAAGGAGUUCUUCACCAACACAAAUCGUUUUCUCGGCUGCAAUAUGGAAAUUAAAUGGCCGCAAGCUUAUUAUGCCGGCGGUAUUGAGAGCAUACAGACAAUCGAUAAGAAUCAAUAUGUGGAUGCUAUAUUGAGUGUGGUGAAGGACGUCAGUUGGGGUCGUCUGUGCUGCUUUAGCUCCUUCGAUGCGGACAUUUGUAUUAUGUUGCGUUUCAAACAAAAUAUUUAUCCCGUCUUCUUUACGGUUUCGCACAAAGUGCCGGAGUUCUUGGAUCCACGCACGCACUGUCUGCAUCCGGCGGUGAAUACGGCGCAGGCGUUUGACUUAAAUGGCAUAGCGCCGGCUGCGAGCAUCUUUGAAAGUCAUCCAGACGCUGUGACCCUGGCCAAUCGUCAGAAGAAGUGGGUUCUGUUGUGGGGUGAGAAGCUGUGUGAUCGCAAAGCCGUCGCUUGGUACAAGAAACAGGGUGUGCAUGGCUUGAUCUACGAUCGCAUUGAUACGAUUGUGCCCGCCGAUAAGCGAAAUAUGUUUGAGAAGGAUGGUCGCUUGCAGAAACUUUUCAAAUUACAGCUGAGCUGCGGUUGUCGUUGAAAAUUUGUAUGUGAAAUAUUUUAUUCAAUCUUUAUUUGUUGUAAUAUGGGUUUUGAAAAUUUGUUAGUGGAUUAAGUAAUAGGUUAGAAAUUUAUUAAAUAAUAAAAAGUAGGCGUGAAUUCCUUUUAAAGAAAAUAUUUCU